Molecule: messenger RNA, 1036 nt
Organism: Coccinella septempunctata (seven-spotted ladybird)
Lineage: Eukaryota; Metazoa; Arthropoda; Insecta; Coleoptera; Coccinellidae
Exons: 5
Coding region: 105-824 (239 amino acids)
Source: RefSeq, a predicted model, not a curated record
CGAAUUUUAAAAUCGAUUUUAACAUUUCUAGACCGGGAAAUGAUGAAUAUUCAAAACAUUGUUUAUCGUCUAAUACGUUUGUUCAUUCCAAAUAAUUCUUAACAAUGGCCAAGUUCACAAUUCUCUCCAUCAUUAUCCCGUUGAUCUCAAUACACAAUUUCGCGAAAACCUCAGAGGUUGUCGCUGCAAAUUCAAGAAAACACAAAGGAGUCGAGAAAAACGAUAUAACUGCCUCUCUUAACGCCAGAAAAGUUUGCAUGAACGUUUGUAACCCUCCCUACUACAGGGAGGAAUACCCACCCACCCAGGGGGGUAUUUACAACCCUCCAGGAUGGGACCAGAACUAUAUACCGAGCGGUUACAACAUCCCGCUGGGCAAUUGGGAUCAGAAUUCUUAUCCCUCGUAUGAAAACGCUGACCAAGGUUUGAGCGAGAAUCAGUUUUAUCCUCAAGGAGAUUUCGGACAGUAUUUAGCAGGAUGUUACAGAAAUAUGUUUAGGAGAAAGUACAAACUUGAUCCAGGCCAGGCAAAGCCGACAAUUUACAAUUACAAAACGCCUUUAGACAAUAGAAAAAACCAGAAUUAUAGGAGGAAUAGGAAUUACAAUCAGGACUUCAUGAACUGUCAGCUUAUUUGCUAUCCAGUUAUGGUACCAAGUUACGUCCCAUCUACUACCUUGGCUCCCACUGAAGUGACCGAUGCAGAAUCGGAAGAAACUACCCAAGAGAAAAGCACAACAACUAAAAGACCAUCAGGGAAACAUGGGAGGAAAAUAAAAAGGCUAUAUGAACAUGAUGCUACAAAACUGUUGACUCAACUAUGAUAUAAAUGUUCGACAAUAAACAUUAUCGAUUUCCACGGAAAUUUCCAUUAUAUGAUUUGCCGGAAAAUCCAGUCAUAUUGUUACUUUUCAAUACGUUUUCUUCUUCCAUUGUCAAUUAUGUGAACCCCACACAAUAGACCCCACAGAAAUUCAAAUAAUGACACUAUUCUUGUUCACGAAGAUCUCCUAUCAGUUAUAUAAUAGAAAUUACA